Messenger RNA from Rasamsonia emersonii CBS 393.64, 2067 nucleotides. RefSeq lists its product as uncharacterized. The record is from RefSeq and is a predicted model, not a curated record. The transcript is spliced from 3 exons. Lineage: Eukaryota; Fungi; Ascomycota; Eurotiomycetes; Eurotiales; Trichocomaceae. The coding region runs from base 1 to 2067 and encodes 688 amino acids.
AUGUCUGUUGCAGCGUCUUCCCAGCGCCUCGAGUCUGAAUCCCCCAGUGUCAGUCCCCCUCAAUCGGCCCAGCCGUAUCAGUCCAUAUUCGGAGGAGAACCAAGCAGCCAGAAUGUUGACCAGGAGCCCUACACGCAGCCGGAUCCAGGAGGAGACGGGAUUUCGCAAGGAGAGGAGAACGAGAACCUCUUAGAAUAUGACGAGGAGCCACUGCUGCCAAUUCCAGACGACGAUUCUGAUGAUCCUACCUAUGAUGAAGGAGACGAUGGUGACGAUGGAUUCAGUGGUCCAGAUGCCAAAGGCAGAAGGAAAGGAAAAGAAGCUAUUCUCAGAGAUGACAACCUGGUCCAACUCCCUCCGUCGUCUCCCCCUCAGUAUCGGCAAAACAGGUACCAGGGACCGGGGUCGACGUGGCGGAAAUGGACGGAGCAAGAACGCCAGAUUGCGGACGGCCUAGAGGAGAUGAGGGCCAGAGACCUCUCUGCCCAUUUGUUCAACGCCUUCGCGCUGAAGCGGAGAGCGCGAGAGUUGAAGGAGAAAGCUUUGGAGGAUGGAGAGUACUGGGAAGAGAUUGCUGGCGUACGGGUGUCUACAGCACCAUUUGUACCGCCGAAAAUAUGGACUGCGUGGCCGAUGCCGGCGUCUGAGGUGCCUCGAGCGGAUGAACGGGCCUUGAUUGAUGAAGAUGAGGCCUGGACCUUGAAAGGACCGCCCGACCCGCGGCCGAGUGCAGACCUAGAGGAGUCUCUCAUGGCAAUCAUGAUGAAGACAGCAAAGGAACGGUUUUUGCAGAGGGAGUGGGCGCCAAAGGAGCGGAGAAGGAAGCAAAGCGCUCAGGAGGAUGACGGUGAAAGCACUGGCGAUGAUGCAGAGUGGAAGACCGAGCAAGGCUUGUCUGACGGGAUUGAACGCCGCCCAGUUGUCCAAGCCGACGACGACGUAUCCCGACAGCAGUUGCGGCCGUUGGUGCGGAAUAUUAUCACCCGUUUUGAUAGGCUUUUGAUGGGUCUGCACCACGCUCGCAAGGCAAGCAUUGCUCCGGACGAUAGCUCGACGACUGAGUCAGAUACGGAUACGGAGAGUGCUCUCUCUGCUCCCUCUCAUUCAUCGUCUACCAGGAAGAGACGAUUGACAAGUACGUCGGAGAGAAGCCGCUCCAGGGGGAGGAAGCGCGUUCGAACGACGUCUCCUGCUGAAUCGGCACUGGUGGAAUCUUCUGACGCACAUUGCAUUGAAGAAUCGGAAGACAACCCGUCUGAGAUGGAAUCUAUGUCGUCGUCAGCAUCCUCCAGUGCGUCUCCUCCUCCACCGCCCCGAGCGCGACGCAGUCGGUCCAUUCGCCGCUCCCGCAGUCGAACACGGGAUCCUAAAGCUGUAGCAAGGCUUGGACUGCGAGACUGGAGCGAUGUCUUGGGAAUCGCGUCGAUGAUCGACUGCCCGCAGUCGGCCGUCAUGCGAGCCGCCAAGCGAUGCGCCGACCUCUUUGGCGAGGAUAUGAUAUUCCGGACUCUGGAGGAGGGCCGCGUGCAGCAGGUCCAGAGCACGACCAAUGGCGACACCGUUUCAGAGUGGAGGUACAUCGAAGACCCAGACCAAGAGAAAGAGGACCAAGAAGCACAGCGAAAGCCUUCUGUCUCUCGGUCGCGCUCGCGUCCUCACUCUCGCCGCUCCUCCACCAGUCGAAAGCGCGAAGCGUCAGUCGCCACGGACGUAAUUGUCGCCAAGGAGGAAGAUAGCGGGCCGGGAGCAGCAGCAGCAGCAGCACCUCCACGCCGUCACAAAGGCAAAGGCAAAGGAAAACACAGGAAAGAAGAUAUCCUUUGCCCUGUUGUCGGAUGUCGCCGGCAUACGGAUGGGUUCACGCGAACGUGGAAUCUGACUCUGCACAUGAGGAGAGUGCAUCCGGGCUACGGUCCAUGCAUAUCCAAUAGAAGAAUAAUUGAUCUACAUAGUACUUCCAGCCAACUGAACUGUAUCGUCCUGUACUGUACCUCGGGAUCACUGUGCCAACAAAAUACCCAAGUAGGUAGCUACGGUACAAACACCUCAUACUCCGUACAGUCCUGA